Pistacia vera is the source of this 4384-nucleotide messenger RNA. RefSeq names its product enhancer of mRNA-decapping protein 4-like. Gene Ontology annotation, cellular component: P-body. The transcript is spliced from 12 exons. The coding region runs from base 1 to 4227 and encodes 1408 amino acids. Gene Ontology annotation, molecular function: protein binding. Lineage: Eukaryota; Viridiplantae; Streptophyta; Magnoliopsida; Sapindales; Anacardiaceae. The record is from RefSeq and is a predicted model, not a curated record. Gene Ontology annotation, biological process: deadenylation-independent decapping of nuclear-transcribed mRNA.
AUGGCUUCGAAUCCGCAAGGUGUCGCUAGCGGUGGUGGCGGUGGCGGUGGAUUUGACAUGAACAAACUAUUGAAGCCCACAUCCAAUCCUAUGAAUUUGAUUCCAAACUCUACAAAUCUAACAACUUCUCCUUCAUUUCCAACGCCUGCUCCUUCUUCACCCUCUCCGUAUUUAACACCUUCUUCUUCUUAUCCGCCUCCAACUGGUCCCUAUCCUCCUUACCACUAUUACCCCUAUCCCCCUCCACCUCCUCCACAUCAGCACUUUGCUCUUCAACAAAACGUUAACAAUAACAAUAGACCUCAAACUCAAAUCUCUUAUACCCCUCAACCUCUCCCUCAACAACCUAACCCUAAUUCUUCUGCUUCAUCUCCUCCUCCUCCUUCUCCUACUACUGCUUCUACUAACAAUCUUCUCAUGGCCUUCUUCGGCAAUCAGAAUCAGAAUCAGAGUCAAACUCAGAAUCAGAACCACAACUUGUCACCUGCUCCCUCCGAUUCAGCAACUGUUUCUGUUCCUUCUGCGCCGCCUGUUAGAUUGCGGAGCAGUAAGCUUCCCAAAGGAAGGCAUUUGAUUGGGAGUCAUGUGGUUUAUGACAUUGAUGUUAGAUUAGAUGGUGAAGUUCAGCCUCAGCUUGAAGUUACUCCAAUUACUAAGUAUGCCUCCGAUCCUGGUCUUGUUCUUGGUCGUCAGAUUGCUGUUAAUAGGAAUUACAUUUGUUAUGGUCUCAAGCUUGGUAAUAUUCGGAUACUUAAUAUUAUUACUGCUUUGAGAUCUUUGCUUCGUGGUCACACUCAGAGAGUAACAGAUAUGGCUUUCUUCGCUGAAGAUGUUCAUCUUUUGGCUAGUGCAAGUGUUGAUGGACGCUUUUUCAUAUGGAACAUUACUGAAGGCCCGGAUGAGGAGGAAAAACCUCAAAUCUUGGGUAAAAUUGUAGUUGCCAUUCAGAUACUGGCAGAUGGGGAAUCACGCCAUCCACGAGUUUGUUGGCAUCCUCACAAACAAGAAAUUUUGAUGGUUGCAAUUGGAAAUCGAAUCCUGAGGAUUGAUAGCAAUAGAGUUGGAAAAGGGGAACGGUUUUCUGCUGAGGAACCGCUUAAGUGUCCUAUUGAUGAGUUGAUUAAUGGGGUUCAUUUUGUUGGUAAGCAUGAUGGUGAAGUUACGGAGCUGUCAAUGUGCCAAUGGCUGACCACCCGCUUAGCUUCAGCAUCAGUCGAUGGCACGGUAAAGAUUUGGGAUGACCGGAAGGGAACACCACUUGCCGUGUUGAGGCCAUAUGAUGGUCAACCUGUUAAUUCUGUGACAUUCCUGAUUGGUCCUCAUCCGCAGCACAUUGUGCUGAUCACAGGGGGUCCUUUGAACCGGGAAGUGAAGAUAUGGGCCUCUGCAGAGGAGGAGGGCUGGUUGUUGCCCAGUGAUGUUGAAUCAUGGAAGUGUACUCAGACUUUGGACUUAAAGAGUUCUGCUGAACCCAGGCUUGAGGAUGCAUUCUUUAACCAAGUUGUAGCACUGAACCGUGCAGGCUUGUUUUUAUUGGCAAAUGCCAAGAAGAAUGCUAUUUAUGCUGUGCACAUAGACUAUGGGGCCAAUCCAGCCUCAACCCGCAUGGUUUACAUUGCUGAAUUUACUGUUACAAUGCCUAUUUUGAGUCUUACUGGAACCAGUGAUGGUUCUACCGAUGGAGAACAUAUUGUUCAGGUUUAUUGUGUGCAAACACAGGCUAUUCAGCAGUAUGCUUUAGACUUGUCCCAGUGCCUGCCACCACCUUUGGAGAAUGCAGAGCUGGAGAAAACAGAUUCCAGUGCUGCCCGAGAUGCUGCUAAUUCUGAUGGUUCUGCUAUUCUGGAAUCAUCUCAUGGAAGUAAAUCUGCUGACUUGCCUAUGGCUACGACGAAUUUGAUACCACCUAUACUUUCAAGCAGCUCCGAGAGUGUACCUGUAGCUAGCCGUUCUGAAAGUUUUCCUUCUUCAGAGGUUGCUGGUUUGCCUGAAAAUUUUUCAAGUGCAGAGACAAAGCCAAGUGCUUUGCCAUCUCAUAGUAAUGCUGAAAAUAUACGCACUGCAUCUCCUCCGCCACCUUUGAGUCCAAGGUUAUCUCGUAAAUCAUCUGGGUUAAGAAGUCCAUCAAAUAGCUAUGAGCCUUGUCCCCCACCAAGUGAGCUUGGUGUUGACCAGUCCGUUACUGUUAAUUCAGUUGACCAUAGAGCAAAUGCUGCCAAAGAAAAAGUGGGUGAUGUGCCUUCAUCGGGAGACAAUAUGUGGAAGGGUGAUAGAAAUGUUGCACAAAAUGAUAUUUCUAUGGUUCCAGAUCCUCCUGUUGUUUUUAAGCACCCAACCCAUCUGGUAACUCCAUCGGAGAUUUUAUCAACCGUUGCCUCGUCCUCUGAAAAUUCUCAGUUUGGUCAGCGGAUGAAUGCUGGAGAGUCAAAGGUUCAAGAUGUUGUUGUCAACAAUGAUACUGAGGGUGUUGAGGUGGAAGUUAAAGUUGUUGGUGAGACAGGAAAUGUUCAACAUAAUGAGUAUAACUCUCCUAGGGAAUCACAUAUUACUGUUAAUGAGAAGAAAGAGAAAUCCUUCUAUUCCCAGGCCUCGGAUCUUAGCAUUCAGAUGGCUAGAGAUUGUUGUGUCGGAACAUAUAAUGUGGAGGGAAUUCGCCAGGUUAAUGAUGGAAGUGUUACUGAAGCACCAGAUAGACCUUCUAAUAACAGAGAGGUUGAAGAACAAGAUGUGCCAAAAGAUGCACCUGCAAAGGUUGGUGCAUCGGAGCCUCCCAUGGUGAUUCCACAAUCCCCAGUCCCAGCUACCAAAGGGAAAAAACAAAAGGGAAAGAAUUCUCAAAUAUCUGGUGCAUCUUCACCUUCCCCUAGCCCGCACAACUCCACAGAUUCUUCUAAUGAGCCAGCUUGCACUUCUGCUUCUCCAUCCAAUGAUGCUACUUUGUCUCAGCUAUCAACUAUGCAAGAUAUGCUUGAUCAGUUGAUGAAUAUGCAAAAAGAAAUGCAGAAGCAGAUGAACGCAGUGGUUUCUGCCCCAGUUACCAAAGAAGGUAAACGACUUGAGGCGUCCUUGGGCCGGAGCAUUGAAAAAGUCGUUAAGGCUAACACAGAUGCUUUGUGGGCUCGUUUCCAAGAAGAGAAUGCUAAACAUGAGAAGUUAGAGCGAGACCGUCUGCAACAGAUAACAAAUUUGAUAACCAAUUCUAUAAACAAGGACUUGCCAGCCAUGUUUGAGAAAACUUUAAAGAAAGAAAUAGCUGCAGUUGGGCCAGCUGUUGCUCGUGCAAUCUCUCCGACUCUGGAGAAAAGCAUAUCAUCAGCUAUCACAGAGUCAUUCCAGAAGGGAGUGGGUGAAAAGGUAGUUAGUCAACUUGAGAAAUCAGUUGGUUCAAAACUGGAAACUACUGUGGUCAGGCAAAUUCAAGCACAGUUUCAAACUUCUGGCAAGCAAGCUCUUCAGGAUGCAUUACGGUCUAGUUUGGAAUCUUCAAUUAUUCCCGCAUUUGAGAUGUCAUGCAAAGCGAUGUUCGAGCAAAUUGAUUCCACAUUCCAGAAAGGGCUUGUCAAACAUACGAAUACUGUUCAACAGCAGUUUGAAAGUGCACAUUCUCCCCUUGCCAUUGCUUUAAGGGAUGCAAUUAAUUCGGCAACAUCAGUUACUCAGACUUUAAGUGGAGAAUUGGCUGAUGGGCAGCGUAAGCUCUUAGCUCUGGCAGCUGCAGGUGCCAACUCCAAAGCAGUGAAUCCCUUGGUAACUCAGUCAAGUAAUGGACCAUUGGCUGGUCUUCAUGAGAUGGUUGAGGCACCUUUGGAUCCAACAAAAGAACUAUCUAGGUUGAUAGCUGAGCGCAAAUUUGAGGAGGCAUUUACAGCAGCCUUGCACAGAAGUGAUGUAUCAAUUGUUUCUUGGUUAUGUUCUCAGGUUGAUUUACCGGGGAUUUUGUCAACAUUACCGCUCCCCCUCAGCCAAGGAGUUCUACUUGCACUUCUCCAGCAAUUGGCUUGUGAUAUCAGCAAAGAAACACCAAGAAAGUUGGCAUGGAUGACAGAUGUGGCAGUUGCCAUAAUCCCAACAGAUCCCAUGAUUGCAAUGCAUGUGCGACCUAUCUUUGAGCAGGUUUAUCAGAUACUAGGUCAUCAACGGAACCUACCCACUACCUCUGCCUCAGAAGCAAACAGCAUCCGUCUUCUUAUGCAUGUCAUAAAUUCUGUUUUGAUGAGCUGUAAAUGAUUCUUCCCUCGUCCCAAUUUGUGCAAAUUUGUAAGUUGAACUUUAUAUGUAUAGAAAUCUAGGAAGUUUCAGGGGAAGCAAAAAAUGGGAUUCUUUAAUGUACUCGGUAUUGUUAAGAUUUGUGUGAAAUAGUUCAAGUUUUCCAUUUUUGGUUCAA